AUGUCGGUAAGAAGUACCUUCGGUGCUGUCACUGCCUUGUUGGCUUUCGGAACAGAUGCUGUCAAUAAUGGCCUAGCAAGGACGCCUCAAAUGGGGUGGGACAAUUGGAAUGCUUUAGGCUGUGAUGUUUCCGAGGAACUCCUUCUUCAAACGGCCGAUUUGAUUGUUGAUUAUGGCCUUAAAGACCUGGGAUACCAAUAUGUUAUUCUCGAUGACUGUUGGAGCAAUGGGCGAAACGCUAGUGACAACAAUACUCUUGUCGCGGACGCAACGAAAUUUCCUCAAGGAAUGAAAGCUGUAGCAGAUGCACUUCAUGACCUUGGUUUGGGAUUUGGAAUGUACUCAGAUGCAGGUGCAUAUACCUGCGGUGGAUACGCUGGAAGUCUAGGGUAUGAGACUGUUGACGCGAACUAUUUUGCUUCGGUGGGGAUUGAUUAUCUGAAAUAUGAUAAUUGCUACAAUACAGGACAGGCAGGAACUCAGUACUUAAGCUCGCAAAGAUACCAAGUGAUGGCAAAUGCACUCAAUGCUACUGGAAGACCUAUCCUAUACUCACUCUGUAAUUGGGGAGAAGACUCUCCAUGGAAUUGGGGUUCAACCACGGCGAAUAGCUGGAGAAUAUCCGGCGAUGUGUAUGAUUCUUGGGACAGGGCGGAUUCAAGAUGUCCCUGUGAUGGUCCUGAUGCAUUUAAUUGCGUUCUCCCCGGCUUCCAUUGCUCAAUUGUCAACAUUAUGAAUAAAGCUUCUUUCAUUGUGUCAAAGGCUCAACCCGGCGCAUGGAACGAUCUUGACAUGCUAGAGGUUGGCAACGGAGGAAUGACCGAUGCAGAAUAUGUAGCUCACUUCAGCAUGUGGUCAAUCGCAAAAAGCCCCCUCAUUCUCGGUAACGACCUUCGCAAAAUCCAACCCGCCGACUUGGCAAUUAUCUCCAACCCAGCCGUCAUAGCCGUAAACCAGGAUCCACAAGGAACCAGUGCCGCUCGCCGCUGGAUGUACACCGCCGACGCCACCAACGCCAAUAGCGUCGCGACAAUCCAAAUGUGGUCCGGCUCACUCCAAUCCACCACCAACAGUACCACAAGCGACAUGGUACUUCUGCUUAUAAACGGCGGUAGCGAAACCCUCACCAUGAACGCCACAUUAGCCGACAUAUUCAUCGAUUACGGCACCGCAGGCACCGCGCCGCAGGUCUCCAUGGAAUGGGAAUUGCGUGAUCUGUGGGAAAAUCGUAUGGACAAUACUACAGCUCAAGCGAUCGUGGGUGCCAGCACGGCGACGGGUAAUGCGACUACGGGAUAUAAUGCUACCACUGUUGGGGACGGCAGAUAUAAUGCUACGGAAAUGAGUUAUAAGGAUGGAUUGGCGGCGGGGAGAAGUGAGCUGUUGGGAAAUUUGACGGGGACUGUUAAGCCGAGUGGGACGGUGAUUGCGGAUGUGGAGGCGCAUGGAGUAAAAAUGUUUAGAAUGAGACCUUUGAAAACUGAUAAGGCUAUCAAGAAAUAUUACAGUGGUCAUGACCUUGAAGCUAUCUGA
Sclerotinia borealis F-4128 is the source of this 1533-nucleotide messenger RNA. The record is from the annotation of a GenBank genome assembly. NCBI's taxonomy places the organism in Eukaryota, Fungi, Ascomycota, Leotiomycetes, Helotiales, Sclerotiniaceae.